This is a messenger RNA of Culex quinquefasciatus (southern house mosquito), 1137 nucleotides long. RefSeq lists its product as uncharacterized. The record is from RefSeq and is a predicted model, not a curated record. The transcript has a single exon. NCBI's taxonomy places the organism in Eukaryota, Metazoa, Arthropoda, Insecta, Diptera, Culicidae. Gene Ontology annotation, molecular function: nucleic acid binding. The coding region runs from base 1 to 1137 and encodes 378 amino acids.
AUGGACGACGUACUGACGGGUGCCGAUACGCUUGCUGAGGCGUGCGAACUACAACGGGAGAUGACCGGGCUGCUAGCGAAAGCCUGCUUCGGCGCCCACAAGUGGUGCGCGAACCACUCCGACCUCUUGCGAGAGGUCCCUGAAGAGCUGCGUGGCAAUUCGUUCGAGGUCACCGACGACAGCUCGAAGACGAUCGUGAAAACGCUGGGCGUUACGUGGAACCCGUUUGAGGACUGGUUCUCGGUGUCAGUGCCCGACUUCGACGACCUGGAAGAAGUGACUCGGAGGAAGCUUCUGAGUCAGCUGGCCAAGAUCUUCGACCCGCUGGGAUUCUUCGGGCCAGUCAUCACUUACGCGAAGCUGCACAUCGAGUGGGAUGACCCGGUCCCAACAGACAUCGGCGAGAAGUGGCGGAGCUUCCGCAUCGAGUUGACCGCGCUGAGAGAAGUGCGACUGCCGAGAUGGAUCUCCUGGAAAGGCGCGCUCAAGCUAGAACUGCACGGGAACGCGGACGCAUCUGAUCUGGCCUACGGUGCGUGCAUCUACGUGAAGGGCUUCUUCGCGAACGAGGAGACCGAGAUGAGAUUGAUCUGCAGCAAGUCUCGAAUCCUGCCCAAGAAACGGAAGCCUAAGGAGAAGGCCAUCUCGACCCCCCGAGCUGAACUGCUGGCGGCACUGUUGCUCGUUAGAAUGGUCGUGAAGUUCCUGAGCGCCACGAAACUCAAGUUCGAAUCGGUGCACCUCUGGAGCGACUCGCAAAUCGUCCUGGCUUGGCUCAAGAAACUCCCGCAGCUGCUGCAGACGUUCGUGUCGAAUCGGGUAAGCGAAAUCCAAAAACUGACGCAAAACUUCCACUGGCAUUACGUUGCUACGCACGAAAACCCGCCCGACUUGAUUUCGCGGGGAGUCACACCGAAGAAGCUGAUCAAGUCCAAGAAGUGGUGGCAGGGCCGACCACGCACAACCGUAGCCGCGGCUGCGGACGAAAUCGUGAUUCCGGAUGACGAGCUGCCGGAAAUGCGAACUGGAGUAGUGCUGGCCAUGACAGUUCCUGUCGAACGUUUCCCGAUGUUUGACAAGUUGAGCAGUUUCACGGGGAUCGUCAGAAGCAUGGUUUGUUACAGCAGUAUCAAUUGA